AUGGGAAAUAUAAAAUUGAAUUAUCAACAGAAUGAGACAGACUUUUCAAUUCAAGGCUUCACAGAAAUGUCAGGCCUAAAGAUCCCUGUGUUCUUAAUUUUCCUCUUUAUUUACCUUUUUAUUAUCCUCGGAAACAUGACCAUUUUUGUCAUUAUUGUGACCGACUGUUACCUGCACACUCCAAUGUAUAUUUUUUUGAUGAAUCUUUCAUUAAUUGACAUUACUUCUACUUCAGAUAUUUUACCUAAACUUUUAAAUAUGUUACUGACACAAAACAAUAUGAUUUCAUUUCUAGAAUGCGUAACGCAGAUGUACUUCUUUUUAUCUAUGGCAUGCGCACAAUUUAUCCUGCUUGCAGCCAUGGCAUAUGACAGAUAUAUAGCGAUCUGUCACCCCCUUCAUUACGCCAUUCUUAUGGGUUUUAGACACAUAGCAGCACUCAUCAUCAUUACCUGGACCGUCGGUUUGAUAGACCCGUUACCACAUGCUUUCCUUGUCUCCAAAAUGGCCUUUUGUGUCUCCCAUGUCAUUAACCAUUUAUUCUGUGACCUCGUACCGUUACUGAAGCUCUCCUGCAGUGACACAUCUCUUGUGGAAAAAGUAAAUUACAUUGACGGGGCGCUGAUCCCGUUUCCUGCGCUAGUGUUCACCUUUAUUUCUUAUGUAUUCAUUAUUUCUGCCAUUCUUAAAAUAAAGUCUGUAGAAGGUCGACGUAAAGCCUUUUCUACCUGCAGCUCCCACCUCCUGUGCGUUACUCUCUACUACUUAACGACCAUGUGUUUGUACAUGAGGCCUACAUCAAGCUAUUCACCAAAAGAGGACAAAUAUUUUGCGCUUCUAUACAUUGUGGUCGUACCGAUGCUUAACCCCGUUAUUUACAGUCUAAAAAACCAAGAAGUCAAAAAGGCUUCGGACAGACUCAAAAAUAAGUUCGCAGCAUUACUAACUAGAGAUUCAUUUGUGUUUUCCUGUUAA
This is a messenger RNA of Spea bombifrons (plains spadefoot toad), 975 nucleotides long. RefSeq names its product olfactory receptor 1019-like. The transcript has a single exon. Gene Ontology annotation, biological process: G protein-coupled receptor signaling pathway. Gene Ontology annotation, molecular function: olfactory receptor activity; G protein-coupled receptor activity. Gene Ontology annotation, cellular component: membrane. The record is from RefSeq and is a predicted model, not a curated record. The coding region runs from base 1 to 975 and encodes 324 amino acids. NCBI's taxonomy places the organism in Eukaryota, Metazoa, Chordata, Amphibia, Anura, Pelobatidae.